AUGAAGUAAAACAGUGCAGGCGUGGACGGCGUUCGAGUUCAGUCAUUUCGAAGCGGGGAUAUUUGCGACUAAAUCGAUUGAACGUAACAUUUCCAUAGAUAGUAAAACAUAAAGGAAUAUUAUUCCGGGAAAGAUGCCUGACCCAUCAUAUAGAAUGAUGACUUUAUUGUUAUUGACGGAUUUCUGAAAAGAAAAACAGCGAAAAAACUUUGUUUAUGCGUCAGCGGGUCAGUGAUGUUUACGUUGUCGCGAAAUAAACAAGGCUUCACUGAUCGUGGACUUUCCGUGACUGUGUAAGUGCUCGUAUGACGUUAACAAUACGUUGCGGUAUAGUGGAAUUUUGGCGUGUGCGAAUGACGUGAGCGAUGGGAUGGGAAAAUGUGAACUUAUAUUUGCUUAUACCACUGCACAUGUGGAUGUGCUCUCAAGCCUCGUUUGUAGUGAAUGUAAACUGCUGGUGGAGUCAGAAGUUUCCUGUGGUGGAGAAUGUGGUGUGCGACACCAGUGCACAAGGAAGCACAGACCGUUGUGAACUAUGCCAGCUUUAUGUUAUCAUGCUCGAGCAGAGACAUCAGUUACCCAGUGCCUGUGCCAACACCAUUAAAAAUGUUCACAUUCCUGUUGCAUCAGAACAUAUCAGACAUAUUCGCUGUGAGCUCGAGUGCCAGGAAAAUACAGACGGAUUGUGCCAUGUUACAGUAAGAGAAGGCUAUCCUCCAUUUGCACCAUCCCGCCCUGAGUGUUCUAUAGAAGAAUUUGAGGAAGGAGACAUUCAUUGCUCUUGGUCUAGAUCCAAUGAGCCAAUGAUUACAACUGUUUACACCCUACACUGGCAAGAUUGUGAUGGGAAUGUUAACUCCAGAGAGAGUGAUAGUGACAAUGGAGUCAUAAAACGAAAAGAGUAUAUGAAAAACACUGACAUUAAAGUAUGGGUUACUGCCAAAAACCCGCUGGGUUCUGCACAGUCUGAAGAGUCUGUCUUCAACACAGGCCAUAUAAUUCGGCCAGACGCUCCCUAUAUUAUUAACCACACCUCUCAGCCACUGGAGAUCUUCUGGAAGAUGGACUGUUAUUUAUUUGGUUUCUCUGGCAUGAUGUGUCAAGUGCAGUACCAUACGCUCGAUGACAUGGACUGGACUGAGAUGGAUGGUUAUCAGGUCAUGUUUCAGUUGGAGGAACCGCAACCAUUAACAGAGUACAGUUUUCGUGUUCGCUGCCGCUGUGAAGAAGAGGAAGUUAUGAGUCACUGGAGUUCAGAGUAUAUAGUCAGAACGCCCCCUGCAGCACCGGUUGGACAGCUGGAUGUUUGGAGUGACUGUGCCCCUAAUUCAGACACGUCUUUCUGUAAUGUCUUCUGGAAGGUGAUGCCCCUGUCUCAGGCAAGAUGGGAUGUUAAUAACUAUGUAGUGACUCUGAAGCUCUACAAUGGUAAGGAGAACAAGCUGGUUACCAGGCAACAGAGAGAUACUGAAAAUCAGCCUCCUGACGAAAAGGGCUGCCAGAAGCUCAGGCAUUUCCCACUGCAGCCGGGUGUUAUGGGAGUAUUUGUGUCGGCCAAUACUUCAAUGGGGAUGUCAGACCCAACAUUUAUGGCAUUUCCUGUGAUGCGUCAUACAACACCAGAGGUGAAUCUGAGUGUAGUAGGAGAGGACAACAAGCUGUUUGUCAAAUGGUCCGUACCUUCUCAGAUCUCAGAGAGCACUCUGGAGUAUGUGGUGCAGCAUGUGUCUGUAGAACUAUCUCACACUCCCUGCCUGAACUGGGUCAGAAUAAACCGAAACCAGAGAUCUGUCACACUCACAGGUAACUUCAGGAACUACACAGCAUAUAACGUGUCAUUGUUUGCUGUCAUCAACAAUCACAGCACUUUCCUCAAGUCUGCAAUUGCAUACACACUUCAAGGAGUGCCUCCUGAAGUCUCACAGUUCCAGGUGAAGAACAUCUCUCACUCAUCUGUCACUGUGAUGUGGAGCCCUAUUCCAUUGCAUGAGAGUAAUGGUGUCAUCCUGCAGUACUCAAUUGGCCUCAAUGAGACAGGAGCUAAUGUGAGCAGUGACUCAACCAGUUUCCAGCUGUCAGGUCUGCAGCCAGCUCGGCAGUACCAGGCCUGGGUCAGCGCCGUGACCUCUGCUGGUGAGGGAGUGAGGAGCAUCACUACCUUCUCCACCAUGGAUAAACCUGGUUAUGUUACCCCAAUGCUGUUGGCUAUAGUCAUAGUCCUACCAUUGUUUGUGCUGACACUUUUCAUUGCUUUUGUUGUCCUGUUACCAACAUGGUGUUUUCCAAAGAUUCCAGACCCUUUAAACAGUCAAUCGUUUAAACAUGCAAACUUGCAGCAUGUGUGGCCUGGCAUCUGUUCUCCUUCAGAAUUAUCUUUAAAGAUCUGUGAGCUGGAGAUUGUGGAGGAACUUGUCCCCACUGCAAAUGCCCAUCUCUCAGAAACUGAACUAAUGGAUGUGGAGCCCCAUCAGAAACAGAUAGCUGAUAGAGUGCACAGAAAAGAUGGAGAUUUAAUUCAGCGGCUGGAGUCUGAAGAGUCAAACAGAGGAAACGUUUCAGAGCAUGGCGGUUGGACUAAGGACUACAGUGAAAUUGUGGACACUGAUGAGGAGAGUGGUGGUGGUGAUGAGGAUUGGGAGAAGCAAAAAUGUUACUCGGACUAUGAGACGCAUUUUAUGCCGUCUGUUGAGGCAAUUUAACGAUUACUUUUCACACUUGUGUGAACUGUACUGUAGUGCUUGAAAAAAUUAUCUGAAUUGCAAUUGUGGUGCUGAAGAACAGGUUGUGUAUUUUACUCUUUUAAUAUAAAGGUUCACACGGGUAUGGAAAUAUCAGGGAAUUUUGAAAUGGAAAAAGUCAUGGAAAUGUCUGUAGUUAAUAUGCAUUUUUCUAGUUGUACUCUGCUCUAAAAAUUUAAUUGGCUAUAAAUUGCUCUUUUGUGAGUGAUCUCUUAAAAAUCCUUAUACAGUAAUUUGAAAAAUUAGAAAAGUCAUAGAAGCAUCUUGGACAUUAAUUGGUCAAAAUGUGUGGAAAUCCUGAAAUAUGAAAAGAAUAUUGAAAAGUCACGUUGUUUAAUUGCAGAAUUAGCACAUCAUUUCAUGUUUACAAUUUUCCAAAAUACUCCAUACUAGCUCCAACGUAGAAAUAACAAUAGAUUUUUACAGAUAGAUACACAAUUUACACAUACAUGGACAAUUAUUUCAUUCUAAAACUGUAUAUAAUAAAAAUGUUACACAAA
This is a messenger RNA of Myxocyprinus asiaticus (Chinese sucker), 3238 nucleotides long. RefSeq names its product interleukin-12 receptor subunit beta-2-like. Gene Ontology annotation, molecular function: cytokine receptor activity; cytokine binding. The coding region runs from base 366 to 2699 and encodes 777 amino acids. Gene Ontology annotation, biological process: cytokine-mediated signaling pathway. The record is from RefSeq and is a predicted model, not a curated record. Gene Ontology annotation, cellular component: signaling receptor complex; external side of plasma membrane. The transcript has 15 exons. Lineage: Eukaryota; Metazoa; Chordata; Actinopteri; Cypriniformes; Catostomidae.